AUGCGAAUUCGAAGAGAAAAUCAAAUGAUGAAGCGAUCUCUGCUUGCCUUCGUUCUGGCUACUAGUACCCUUGCUCUUGCAUUGCACUCUCCUACUAUAACUAUACAACCAAUUGAUUUUAUGAACGAGCACGCAAUUUAUUCCACCGGUAGUGGCAAAGUAGUUAUCCCUUGUCAAACUACUGGAAGUGGCAAUAUUACCUACGCCUGGCGACAUAACGGUAAUCCUAUUCAAUUAGAUGACCGUAUUAAAAUUCUUGAUGGAAAUUUAAGCGUGGCGAAUAUUACUGCAAGUGAUGAUGGUAAAUACAUCUGUUUGGCUAGCAACCUCUACGGCACAAGUAUCAGUCGUGAAGUUACUCUUCAGGUUAGCGUUGUACAUUCUCUUCGCAAUAUUUCUGAAAAUAUCAUCCAAUCUAGUUAUGGCAGUGCUCGUUUAAGGUGCCAAAUUUCCAAUCAAACUACGCGUAUGCCCAAACCGAGUCAAAUUUAUUGGACUGCAAGUGAUGACAGUAGAGUACCAGAAACAACUUCUAUCGCCAUAAAUGAAUACGAUGGCGAUCUAAUCUUUAUUGCAGGUUGGCAAAACAACACUGGAUCGUAUAAAUGUAAUGUAAUUUUCAAAUUAUUCGAUCCAACUACGGGAUCUUCAACAAAAAUUAAACUUACUGGUGCUGCUCAACAUGUUUAUUUCAAAAUCCCCACGUCUGCUACGCCUAGUUUUGCCCCUAAAAUUGAAGAAGGACCGACUGAUAUUAUAGCCAUACUUGGCCAGGUUCGAGUUAUAUUAGAAUGUAUAUCGACAGGUUAUCCUAUUCCAACAAUUCUGUGGCAAAAGAAAUUGGGUCCUUUACCUAAUAACCGCUACUCGAUUGAAAAAUUCGGUCGACAUCUUGUACUCAAAUACAUCCAAGAAGCCGAUGCAGGAGAAUAUCAAUGUAUAGCAUUUUCGGGCUUCAAACAAGUUAGUGCUAGCGCUAAACUUAGGGUUGCAAUCGAUUCUCGAUGGAAAGCUUCCAUUACAAAUACAAAUCAACCGAUUGGAUCGGAUUUUAUUUGGCCUUGCUCAGUGAGUGGAUUCGACAUUAAGUAUAAAUGGUACCGUAACGGUCAACGUAUUAGUGGUAGUCCGCAAUAUAACCUUCAUGCCAACGGAUCCUUAACGAUACGCCACCUUUCUCCUUCAGAUGCUGCAGUUUACUCUUGCCAAGGCUACAAUAACCAUUCCAAUAUUGUUUCAUCGGGCUAUCUUAACGUCAUAGUAGCAGCACCUACUUUUAUUAAGAGUCCAUACACGCAAGCAACCUUUUUUCGAGGACAAAAUGCCACUCUUCGUUGUACAGUGACUGGUGGUCCUCGCCCGACUGUAGAGUACACUAAAAAUGGAAGAACCAUAGAUAGACAAUUACAUAAUAAGUAUACGGCCCAACUAAAUGGCAAUUUAAUCAUCCAUCAUGUGCAAGAUAGCGAUGCUGGAGUAUACAAGUGCAUCGCCAGCAAUCGUUAUGGAACUGCUGAAGUAUCGGGUAGUGCUGUGAUCAAGAUUGCAACAACAUUUACAAAAUCUCUCACCAAGACUUUUGUACGUCGGCCACAAGGAUUUAUUUUAUCAUGCCAAAUUCAAAAGGAUCCCAGCCUGAAUGUAGUAUUUUAUUGGCAAAAAGAAGGUAAAAACAUUACAACACAGAAAGCUGUAUUAAAUGUUCACGGUUUAACCACAACAUUAACUUAUUCCAGCAGUUCGCUGGGUGAUUCGGGACGAUUUUCAUGUUUCGUUGCUACUCACGUGCCUUUCGCUGGCUAUGAAACGCAAUCAUCAUCAGCUAUGUUAACGGUUCAUGAUAUACCAGAUAGUCCAAGCGAUUUUAGAUAUAACCAGGUGAAUGCAUCAUCGGCAGUGUUAUCAUGGCUGCCUGGUAAUUCUAAUAACAGUCCAUUAUUAAGAUAUGGCUUAACCUAUCGAGUCAAUUCGAAUCGCUUGAGCAAUGAUCCAUGGAGAGUAGCAAUAAAUGAUGUACCACCUUGGGCUACAUUUCAUCGAGUAAAUCUAUCGCCAUAUAAUUAUUAUCAUUUUAAACUAAUUGCUAUCAAUGGCGUAGGUUCUAGCAAAAUUACACCUAGUCUCACAUUUCAUACUGAUGUGGAUAUUCCUUAUCAUUCCCCAGGCGAAUUUCGAGCUAGCAGUGGAACAGCAGAUGGAGCUAUUAUCGAAAUUCGCUAUAAGCCAUUAUCACGAGACGAAAUGAACGGUCCACAUAUUUAUAACCUACUUGAAUUUAAGCCACAAGCAAUUUCAUCAUCAUGGUCUUUUAUUAAUAUUGGCAAUAAUGGCUCUUAUCGUCUAACGGGUGUAUUGGAGAAUACUGUUUACAAGCUGCGAUUGCGGCCAUUUAAUGAUAUUGGAUUGGGGAAAGAAUGGACGCACACUGUUACUGUUAAGACAGGUGUUGCAGCACCUACCUUAAUACCUGAACACUUUCAGGUCUAUGUUAUUGGUAACGAUAGCGUAAAGUUAGUUUGGUCAACGGAUGCCUUAGGAAACUCGAUGGGCACGAAAAUUAUAGGAUAUCGAAUCUGCACAUUCGAGAUCAUUGAAUACGUUCACAUCACAGUCUUAAAUAGCAAUUCUGAUGAACUAGCAAUAAUCUCAUAUUGGACGUAUGAUCAAUCCAUUGCCAAGACCCAAACUUUAGGCGAUGUCAACGUAGCAACUAUGAAUCAUUUAAAGCAUAACUUUAGCUAUCAUUUUCGAAUAAAUGCAUUUAACUGUGGUGGUGAUGGCUUGCUUUCGCAAACAGUUAGCCAAUACAUUAGUCGGUCAGUCCCAGAGCAUCAUCCUGUUUUUACAGAUUCAAUAUCCAACUUUACAUCUUCCCAGAUGUUAUCACAUCAGCUAAUUCUGCAGUGGCUGGCACCCGCUAUUACUAAUGGCAUCAUUCAAUCUUAUCAAAUUAAUUAUAAAUUAAUUGGUAACCAAAGCAACUCAAGAAAAACUAUCGCCAAGAAUACUACAGGAAACGAGACCUCAGCCAUUUUAAAUAACAUGAAAUUAGGCAUUUACCAAUUUACUAUUGCUGCACGCAAUAUCCAUGGUUACGGUGUUCCAGUAACUAUUCGGCAUAAAGUUGCUAAUAUCUUAGCACCGAUCAGGCUAGCAGCGACUGCUAUUGAACGAACUUUUAUUCAUUUAUCUUGGACUGUUGGAGACAUUAUCGGUCAAGAAGAAACCCAAUGCCUUGACGAUAAAUUUUAA
This is a messenger RNA of Trichoplax adhaerens, 3252 nucleotides long. RefSeq lists its product as uncharacterized. The record is from RefSeq and is a predicted model, not a curated record. NCBI's taxonomy places the organism in Eukaryota, Metazoa, Placozoa, Uniplacotomia, Trichoplacea, Trichoplacidae. The transcript is spliced from 6 exons. Gene Ontology annotation, molecular function: protein binding. Bases 1 to 3252 code for a protein of 1083 amino acids.